Morone saxatilis (striped sea-bass) is the source of this 1128-nucleotide messenger RNA. Its product is annotated as WD repeat-containing protein 62-like. The record is from RefSeq and is a predicted model, not a curated record. Lineage: Eukaryota; Metazoa; Chordata; Actinopteri; Moronidae.
ACGUCACCUCCAAGACUCUGGAGGCCCACAACAGCAGCUUGGUGUCGACAGUCCAGCAGGGGGCGCCUCGUCUCGGAUACCUGGGAACCACAGCGAGCUCGAGGGCCAAACUGAGCCAGGAGUCACCCACCUCCACCCAGGAUGAGGAGGAGAAGGAGAACCUCUCCUCCUCCUCAGAGCUUCAGCUUCCUGCUGGUCUGGAACUCCACAGCACCAAAACUGACCCCCAUCAGGACCAAACCAGCCGCAUUUCUCCGUUGUCCCAGAAGUCUUUGCACCACCUACCUGUGGCGAGCCCGCAGGUGUCGGCCACGCCCACUGAGGUGAUGUCGCUGGGUGAAGGCGGGAGGUGGAGCGUCAGCAGCGUCGAGGAGACGAAUCAAACCCUCGUCCAAAGCCCCGCCCUCUCCAUCACCCCCACAUGCACGCCCCCCAUCUGUGACACCAUCAGCUGCCUCGCCUCGAGGUGCGAGGAGUCUUCAGGAGGAUCUGAGACCAGAAUCCAGACUGAUCCGGCAUCAGACCCGUCCUCCUCUGACCUGCCCACCUCCUCUUCCUCUCCUCUGUCAGAAACACUGCGCCUCCCUCAGACAGGUGAUGAAGAGUCGGUCAGUCUGCUGCAGAGUCAGCAGGUCGCCAACGAGCUGAGACAGACGGCGAGACGAGCCGUACACCUCUACCAACAGCUCAGCGUUUCAGUCGACAGUUCAGAGCAGCGCCUGCAGACGUCGUUGGUCCUGCGGGAGGCGUUUGAUGCCGUUGCCUCUGAGCUGCAGGCGGUGCUGCAGGCCGGAGGCGGGCGGGGCAGCAGCGCCCCCUCUGGUCCACUGCAGGACGUCAGGACGAUGUCUCUGCUGGAGAGAUACUCUGAGCAGCUGGUUCAGAUGACCCAGAACAAACUGAACCGAAUCUGAACCAGGGCCAGUGACUCUGCUGUGGGUACGGAGGCUGAGGGGGGACAAAACUCUCUUUAACAGCAGCUUCAGUGACUCUGAGCUGACUUUAUAAACAUCAGUAUUAGCUUUAAACGCACCUUAUGUUUGUUUUUAUGGCAACAAAAUGUUUUAUAUGUUUUAUCACUGUUUGUACAUAAACUUAUGUUUAUUAAUAAAUGUUUAUAGAGGUGAA